AUGGAGCAGGAGGCCGAGUUUGCCAUCCACGAAAUCAAGCCGCCAGGCACCAGCACCAAGAUUAUUAAUAACAUUAUUACACUGGCUACAUCGAGACAGGGUUUCGUUUCAGUCAUACCGGGCCUGACUUUCGACCACUGGAAGGAAAAGUUCGAUCUGAAUAUCGAAUCCUACUCGAGAGUGUGGAUGAUAGAUGGGGCAGGUAUUUUUGCGGGUGCUCUCAUGUGCGCCAUCAUCCCGUGCUGUUGUAGUCACCUCUGCUUUGGGGUUGGAGCAAUCUUCAUGUCACUCUUUCCCUGUACCGCCAACUUUGUUUGCUUUCAAAUAUCAAGUUUUGUCAGUGGCUUUGGAAAAGGAAUGAUAAUCGUUUGUGGACUGAAACUGUUACACUUGUGGCCUGAAUCGUCAGCGUCCGUGGUUAUUCAACUGUUUUUCAUCUCCUAUUCAAUCGGUGGAAUGUUGGCGGUGCAGUUGUCGCAGUAUUAUUUAACAUCAUUCAUUUCGCUGGAGAACGUCGGUAACACGACCUUCGAAGACUUCAUACACUCUAUUUCAUUCAACGACUCAUCCGCUCAUUCACGCGGUGCCUCAGCCGAUGGUGGCACGGAAGUUUAUUUCAUACAAAUUUUAAUUUUCAUUAUAUGCUGUCUAUCUUUUGUCUUCAUGUCAUUUUGGUCUUGUUUUUGCAAUGAUUCAACGAAGACGGAGAAUUCUUGUAGUGAAAGUUGCUUGGACUCAAAAAAAAAGCAGAAGGAAAGCAGUGGACUUUCAUACGAAGAUUUCCACAGAGUCAACAGAUCGGUAGAACUAAGUUUGAAGCGUGGUGAAACAUGGUCCGAUCAAAGAGAAGUCACAAAUGACGCCAUAAAUGGCGGAGAAAAGACGCGACGUCUGAGCGUGAAACAGUGGUUUUCCAACAACAACAUUCUUGAUGCGGCUGUUCUCAUGUUUCUUUAUGUGCAUUUCUUCUUUGCUUUUGGAUUAGAAUCGAUCCUAGCAAAAUUUCUUUGUCACAUCAAUACGAUAUUUUCAACUCAAAAAUUACAAUACACCAUAGAUAACUAUUCAGUUUACUCGAUAUUCACGUGCAUGUUUGUUGUUGGAAGAUUUUUAUCCAUUUCAUUUCUGCACGCUUACGCCUCGAACGCCAUCAUCGCCGUGUGCCUUGCCACAAACGUUGUUGCUUCGGCCAUCAUAUCUGCGUAUUUUGACAAAUCUGAGAAUAUGGUCCUCUUCUGUUUAGCUGCAUUUUCGGCUUUCUUAAGUCCCAUAUUGCCAGCAGGUUUUUCUCGCGUAAAUUCGUACCUAGCCAAGUCAUUCAGGUCUUUGGGAUUGGCAGUUUGCUGUGCUGGGAUUGGAUACGCUUCCUUUUCCUGGAUUUGUGGAUUCAUUUUAUCCAGGACAACCCCGUUCUAUCUUAUGUUCUUCAUCACAGCCACCUGCUGCCUGUGCACCCUCAUGUACGUGCCACUCCUGGUCAGGGUCAAACGCCACCGAGACUCCUACAGAAAUGCAAACGUCAUUGCCACUACAAAUUCAAGAUCAAUCGUUACUUACGUUUGA
Helobdella robusta is the source of this 1563-nucleotide messenger RNA. RefSeq lists its product as hypothetical. The record is from RefSeq and is a predicted model, not a curated record. The coding region runs from base 1 to 1563 and encodes 520 amino acids. The transcript is spliced from 3 exons. NCBI's taxonomy places the organism in Eukaryota, Metazoa, Annelida, Clitellata, Rhynchobdellida, Glossiphoniidae.